GCCUGGGCAUUUACAAGUGAACGUCAGUGGGAAAAUGGGAACGAAGUUCAUAGAAAGUUGCCAUCUAAGUCUAGGAUUACCAAUCAUUUGUUUACGUCAGCAGCACGCGUCGGUUCUUAAUUCCUGUAUUGCACAAUGUGACCUCGAACUUUUUAAGCUAGGAGAUGACUAAGGUGAAAGUUGCCUCAGUCCUUGAAGUAACAUUGUAGUUUCCCAAUCAGAGAAGAGAAAUUUUAGAAAUUUUCAACAUAGUUCAAUUACAACACGACAAUGAAGCAGGUGGAAAACAAAAAUGUGAUUUUCAUCGCGAAAAGUUUUGCGGCCGGAGGAAUGGCCGGAAUGGUGGCAAAGUCCUCGGUAGCGCCAUUAGAUCGGGUUAAGAUCCUACUCCAGGCGCAUAAUCCGCAUCACGCAAUGAACGGCGUGCUACGCGCAUUACGACACAUCGUCGAAAAGGAAUCGUUACUCGCGCUUUACAAGGGAAAUGGUGCCCAAAUGGUUCGUAUCUUUCCUUAUGCUGCUACUCAAUUUACGUCCUUUGAAGUGUAUAAGAGAUAUUUGGCACGAUUUUUUGGCCCGAAUUCUCACAUAGAUAAGUUUAUUGCGGGUGCCGGUGCUGGAGUCACCGCUGUUGCACUUACGUAUCCUCUUGACACGAUUCGGGCACGUCUAGCUUUCCAGAUCACUGGCGAGCACGUCUAUACCGGAAUCGUCCAUGCCGCUUCUACCAUCAUCAAGGACGAAGGUGGAUUGAGAGCGUUGUAUCGAGGUUUUACACCAACUCUUAUGGGUAUGGUCCCGUACGCCGGUACAUCGUUUUACAUGUUCGAGUACCUGAAAUACGGCUGCAUGAAGUACCUACCCGACCUGACGUGCAAUAAGUGCAAGCAGAAUACAGGCGGAUUAGUAUUAACCGUGCCCGUCAAGCUGGUAUGCGGUGGGCUUGCCGGCGCGAUCGCCCAAAGUAUUAGCUAUCCGAUGGAGGUGACUCGAAGGCGUAUGCAGCUGGCGCUCAUGAAUCCCGAGACGAGCCAUUACGCCAAAGGGAUGUUCUCGACAUUGGGGUACAUCUAUCGCGAUCACGGCAUAAUAAAGGGUCUAUAUCGGGGAAUGUCGAUUAAUUAUUUGAGAGCAACGCCCAUGACCGCCAUCUCUUUUUCUACGUACGAAUUAGUGAAACAGAUUCUCAGUUUGGACACGGGCUUGCAGAUUCGAACGGGUAGCUAGUUACAGCUUUAAAUUAGUUCAUAAUUAAUGGACCUGAAGUGGGCGGGACUAUUGCACCAGAAAGGAAUCUAUUUUUGACAUUUAUAUAUUUUUUUAUGAAAUCUGUACCUGUUAUAGUAAAUCUUAUUUAUUUAUUCCAUUAAAGUUGUUGGAGAGUCGGUCAAU
Photinus pyralis (common eastern firefly) is the source of this 1392-nucleotide messenger RNA. Its product is annotated as graves disease carrier protein homolog. The record is from RefSeq and is a predicted model, not a curated record. The coding region runs from base 271 to 1227 and encodes 318 amino acids. Gene Ontology annotation, biological process: transmembrane transport. The transcript is spliced from 4 exons. Lineage: Eukaryota; Metazoa; Arthropoda; Insecta; Coleoptera; Lampyridae. Gene Ontology annotation, cellular component: mitochondrial inner membrane.